AUGCAUACUCACUCGCCUUCGUCGGAGACCUCGUCUGCGUCUUCAUCGCACUCGUCGCACUCAUCACACUCUGUGACACAUUCACAUCCCCAACGCCCAACCCUACCUCGCUCGUCGUUUUCGUCACAGUCAUAUCUCCGUCGACACCGACGCAGUCCGUCAUAUAGCAAAGCAUCACUUCCGUCUGUUGGAGAAGGCAAUUCGACCGACAGGACUUCAUUGUCUAUGACGGUCGACCCUCAUGCUAGUCUUCGACAAUCUCCUCCUCCCCGAAAUAAUGCCAUCAUCCCCUCGUGUGCCGUGAUCUCACCACCAGAGUCGGCGGGAAACUCGAGCGAUGAGGAUACAUCCCCCACGGAUCUCCGUCAUGUGGAUCUGAUCGACGCCGCUAUUCGGACACUCAACGCUCAGAAAAAGAAUGAAGGACAGGAAGAGAAGAAAGAAACCAGCGCAAUGACUAGUGUGGUGCCAGCACUCACGCCAGAAGCACGAAAGAUUUCUCAUUCUCGCUCGUCCACAGAAGGCAGUCUGUUGAUUACCGACUCAAUAGAGACGUCCUCCGAAAGUGACCGUGAUGAAGAUGAAGAAGGACCAAAACCACCCAUGGUUCGCAAGAAGUCUGGUGAACUGGUUCGUCCGGCAUUACGGUCAAGACGUCGGCCUUCUAGCAUGCCUGGAACCCCGACAUUUUCGAAGAACGUCCAUUUUGAUGCGCAACUAGAACACAUCCGGCACUUUCUCCAGCUCGAUAAGCCAUUGGCGGUCAGUGCAAAUACCUCUCCAGUUGAGACAUACAGUGAGGAGCACGAAUAUCCGUUCAAAAGGCCUCAGCCAAGUGCCGAAUGGGAAAUCAAGUUKCCCAAUUUUCCUUUCAACCCAGCCAUCCGUAAACAGCAGCCCGUCCGCCUGGAACGUGUGUUUCUCUCCUCUGAUCACAAAAAUCUGGUGGGUGUGGUAUCCGUGGCCAAUCUGGCCUUCCACAAGCACGUUGUGGCUCSUUUUACUGUUGAUUAUUGGAAGACGGUAUCCGAGGUCACGGCGGAGUAUAACCACGAUAUUCGCAAGAAGCAGGCCCACGACGGCUUCGAUCGCUUUGAUUUCAGUAUCAAAUUAUCUGAUAUCACUGAUUUGGGAUCAAAAACUCUUCAAGUCUGCAUUCGCUAUACAGUAGCUGGGCAGGAGUACUGGGACAAUAACGACAAUAUGAAUUAUCAAAUCCAGUUUGUCAAGUCUGAAAAGGCCCAGCCUGCCCAGGAACAAGCGCCGACUCGCGACCGUGCUCGAGCAUUGCCUCGCAGCAGACACAAUCCGUCUACUGCAGCUCGGCCUCGUUCGAUGCCACCUGCCAGUUUCGAUGACUUUGGUCCGUCGUUUGAUGGAAGCGAUCGACAUGACGAUAGUUUAGGGUUCCGAUUGACCACGCUGGAUUCGCACGAUCUGUUCGAAGCACCUAAACCGAGAGAGAAGCCGGGUCGCCAGGCGUUUGGCAAUCGAUAUGACUUUGGACUGUCACUUUCGGCUGCACGAAGCAGCGGUGCCACCGAGGACCGCACAACGUUGUCAGCCAAAGCAAAGUCCCAGUCGUCUCGAGGCGAGAGCCUGACCACUGUGCAUGCUCACCCGAGGGAUGCUUUCCAGUCGCCUGCCAUCGGCAAGCCUCAUUUGGAGUCGCCUACCUACAAGGAGUUGGUCGACAAGUACUGCUUCUUUGGUUCACCCAAAGUGGAAGGCAGUUUAAACUCGAGCAAAAGUAAUUCCGGCAGUGUAUCGCCGGAUACCAUGCCUCGUGUUGACUCUGGGGUUGCCAUGAACUUGGUAACUGAAAGUGAACCUGCGAAAGUUGGAAUGAACUCGUUCAAUGCAUCGCCCAUUAUUUUCAAUCCGGUGUACCGUGGACAUAUUUCUCGAUCAGGAUUUGAGUCGCAGCCUGCUGCCAUUCUUGGUUGA
Messenger RNA from Talaromyces amestolkiae, 1947 nucleotides. RefSeq lists its product as uncharacterized. Gene Ontology annotation, cellular component: protein phosphatase type 1 complex. The record is from RefSeq and is a predicted model, not a curated record. Gene Ontology annotation, molecular function: glycogen binding; protein phosphatase 1 binding. The transcript is spliced from 3 exons. Gene Ontology annotation, biological process: regulation of glycogen biosynthetic process. Bases 1 to 1947 code for a protein of 648 amino acids. Lineage: Eukaryota; Fungi; Ascomycota; Eurotiomycetes; Eurotiales; Trichocomaceae.